This is a messenger RNA of Meloidogyne enterolobii, 1533 nucleotides long. NCBI's taxonomy places the organism in Eukaryota, Metazoa, Nematoda, Chromadorea, Rhabditida, Meloidogynidae. The record is from the annotation of a GenBank genome assembly.
UGAAGAGAAUUUUACAAAUUUUGAUGAUUAUUUAUUUUCUAUAACACAUAAAACUUUUGAAUUUACAAGUUUGGAGCAACUGUUACGUUUACAACAACAAAUGCAGCAGCGGCGACCUUUAGUUUUGGAUUCGUUGAGGCGAAGUCAGCAGGGAGGGGGAUCUUUUAUGUGGAUGUUUAAGAGUGAACAUUCUCCUUCACCUCCACCUGCUCUAUCAUUUACUUCCAGUAAAUUUAGUAUUAAUAAUCGUCAAACAACCACAACCUCCUAUUCUUCUUUUGCUACUGGCACAGCUUCAAUUAUACGAAAAGAAGAAAUAAAAGAGAAAAUAAAAAUUAAAAAAAGUUUUGUUGAUGAAGAAGGGCAAAAACCUUUAUUGCUUUUUGAUGAAAAUGAAAUAGCUGAAGAGGCAGAUGAACAAAGAGUUGAAGAUCAAUCAGAGGGAGGUGAAGACAAUUCUGGAGGAAUUGAAGGAGGAGGGGGAGGAGGAACACUUUUGUUAAUGACUUUAGAUAAACAAAAUGAUAAUAAACAAAAUAUUAUUGGAAAUUCAAAAGAAGAGGGAUUAGCUAUAUUUUCUGCUGUUGAAGCUGAAGAAAGAACUUUUGAGAGUGAUGUAAUUAUUUUAGAAGACAAAAAUGCUCCUGAGGAAUUGGCAAAUGAUCCUUUAAAUAAAUUUAGAGCUUUAUUAAAUCACCAAAUUACCCAAACGCCAAAAAUUCAACAAAAACAGCCUUUUGGAAUUAAUACUGGACUUAAAUCUCCUCGAGAAGUUUAUUUUGGAAUAAAAAAUGGAAGGAAAAGUGUUUGUGGUGGUUAUAGAGGAAUUUUGGGUAUUUCGGAUGUGGAUAUGGCUUUAUAUAGUAAAUACUCUAUGGCAGCUUCGAGUGUUUUUGAAAGACACAAUUUGAGGAGGCAAAGACAGCCAACAGCUUGGAAAUUACCAAAUCCUUUGAAACACUUACAAAAACCUUCUUCAACAUCAACUCCACCUUCUCAACAAUUAAAAUUUUCUCCUUUCGGCAAUUCCUUAACUCGUUCUGCCCCAACAAAACAACAACAACAACGUAAAUCUUCUCAAAAACACUCUUCCUCUACUCAUUCUUCCCCAACAAAUAUAAAAUUUCCUCAACCACAAACUUCCCCUUUUCGAAAAGAUUUUUAUCGACUUGGGCCGGCUUUUGAAUUUAAACCUUCAAAUUUUUCUAAAAAUAAUUCUUUCUCUGUAGAAUUGGAACCAAUAUCUGAUGAAUCAAUGUUAAUUUAUAAAAAGAUUUUUGAAGAAAAUUAUUUAAAAGAGACUUUAAAAACUUUGUAGACUUUUAUUUUUUUUAUUUUUUUUCCAUAAAAUUGUUAACUUUAAUAUCUCUAAAUUAUUUAUUUUUUGUCUUUGUGAUAAUUAGUAGAGAGCGGGAUUUUCAAUAAAAUCUUGGCCUUGAUCCUUGAUUUCGGUUUGGUACCUUGACCAGAUUCUUGACAAUGAGUCAAGGGAAAAUCGAGGAUUAUUUUUGCCUGGAUCCAGGCCUUGUUUUU